GGCAUACAAUAGAAGGCAACACCUAUAUGUGUCUGUGUGAAGGAGAUCUUCCAAUCAAAGAAUGAGGAUUACAAGAUUGACAGAUUUGGUGCAAUUAUUAUGAUUAUGCUGCAAGUUCUUUGCAAAUGAAUACCCAGAAUAAGAAUAUACUGAGCGACAAGGUUCAAGAAAUACUUGGGAUGGGAAACUCAUAUGCUGGGCAACUGAAGACGACACGUUUUGAAGAGGUCCUGCAUAACUCGAUUGAAGCCUCCCUGCGAUCAAACAACUUGGUUCCCAGGCCUGUGUUUUCACAAUUAUAUCUAGAGGCUGAGCACCAAUUGAUUUCAAACUUAGAAGCUUGUAAACGACCGGGAACUGAGGAGGAGGAGGAGGAUGAUGGGUCAGAGUCCAGUAGCCCUCUCAUUCCAUAUCAGAUGAAGCCUCCCCCUGAGGGGUGUUGUACUACUGAUGGUUUCUGUCAGGCGGGAAAGGACUUGCGGCUCAUUUCGAUGUCAAAUGAGCAGAUCGAGGUGCCAUCAGGAUUCCUACUCAUCGGUGCCAAGUCUCCCAAUCUUCCUGAACACCUUCUAGUCUGUGCUGUGGAUAAGCGAUUUUUACCAGAUGAUAAUGGCCGAAAUGCUCUAUUGGGUUUCUCUGGCAAUUGCGUUGGCUGCGGAGAAAAGGGAUUUCGCUAUUUCACUGAGUUUUCUAAUCACAUCAACCUGAAACUGAUCACCCAGCCAAAGAAACAAAAGCAUUUGAAGUGUUACUUGAUUAAAAAUGCACAGGGCAGUCUAACUAAAGGACCCUUAAUCUGUUGGAAGGGUACAGAGGGCAGAACCCAGCAGUCACCCUCAAGUUCCACCUCGAGCAUUCCCUCACAACCACCUGAGAGUCCCGCCUCAUCAACGACAGGAGCAUCAGCAGACAGCGUUGCUGGGAAUAAUCAGAAUGCAUUAACUGGAUUACAGCAAGCAGGUGCUCCAACAGAUCAGGCUGUUUCUCGAGCUGUUAUAGGGGCUUCUGCAAGUCAAAACAACAGAGAUUCAGUCAGGCAUCAGAACGCAAUGAAGACCAACAACGUAUCCUGUCAGAAUAUGGCGAGACCCUCAGUGAUAGGCAAUUUAGCUAAUUCAGGGCCUCCAAAGAAACGGCAUAGGGGCUGGUCACCAGACUCCUCCUCAGCAAUAGAAACACUCUCCAUUCACAGCAAUCCAACAGCUCAAAAUUCAGGAAGCAAAACUGUUGCAGACAUUGCGGAAUUAGCUUGUAUGACUCAAUCCAGCCUUUUAGGACCAAUUUCUUCUCCACUUACUACCUCAGAAGAACCUGUCGUUGUACCUGACAAUUUACUUAAAAUCUGCAGGACCAGACCUGUAAUUUUUAAAGGCCAUGGAAACCUUCCUUACCUCUGUGGUAAUUUGAAUGAUAUAGUAGUCAGUCCAAUGCUGCAGAACUGCUACCGAAACACUCAAACUUUCCCUCGAGCGUAUGAACAACAUAGUACAUCUGUAACUACAGUGUUGUCCGUAGAGAUGCAAAUCUUACUGACAGUUUACUACCUAGCUCAACUUGCCCCAGAUCAGGUUCCUUUGAUUGAGGACUUGGAACACAUAUUGGUGAGAGCCUGGCAGGAAUCUAAUCUUACUGAAACCAAACAAUACCAACAAGCCGUUUCUCACUCAGUGCCAUAUGUGUCAUCAUCAACGUUGGCUGUCACGGCAAAGCAACUCACUUGGUUGGCUAAGUUAGCAGCUAGCUCCUGCAAGAACGUUGUCAGGAUCCUGGAUUCAACAAAUUCAUUGGCGGAAGGCCUCACAGAAACAUUUAAGCUCCUCAGUGAGGGAAAAUUGCUGGGGAAGAAUUUUGUGGUGAUUAUUUGCAUCACCAAGAACCAAAGCACUGAGUCAUGUGUGGUGGUAACAGGAAAACGACAAGCCGGAUUUCUAGCAGAGAGAAUGCUUAGUCCCAAAGAUCAUCUGAAAGAAAUCAACUAUGAGCUUGUCACUGGAAAAGUUGGGGCUCUAGGAGCUUUUUUCAGCAGCCUUUGUCCAGAAGGAGAUAUUGACACACUCUUAGAAAAGUGUAGUCUGACAAGAAAUGGCCAAGGCUGUUCUUUCAAUGCUUCCUUAAAGAAAUUCGAUGACAGCACAGCUCAGAGACUAGCUGUAUGUUCAGGUUCCACAGUUUCAAACAAAGGAACAUGCCAGAUUCAUCCCGUUCAACUUGCAGUGGCUCGAAAGUUGCUGUCUCAUGUCUGCGCAAUUGCUGAUUCCAGCACACAAAAUCUGGAUUUGGGCUCCUUUGAGAAAGUGGACUUCCUUAUUUUGGUGCCUCCAUCGGAAGUGGCCUACCAGCAGACUGUGUUGCAUGUCAGGCAGUCAGGGAUCUUGGUAGAACUUGGGUUGGAAGGAGAGUGUACUGCAAAUCAGUGUGCAGACCAGUAUGUCAUGAAGCUUACCACAGAAGCUCAGGGCAAGUUUGAAGCCUUCCAGCAAAGAGCAUUAAAGAACCCUUACACACUGUUCAUACUGAUCCAUGACCAUGCACACUGGGAUUUGACCAGCGGGGGAACAUUUUCACAAAGUGAACCGUUUCUGGGCCUGGCUGAUAGAAUCGUGAACUGCAAAGAAAUGAAAGAAGCACUGAAUGUGUUAACACUCCAAGUUACAUCUUUCCCCUUUGCUCUUCAAACACAGCAGACCUACAUCAGCCCCUAUAAUGAGAUCCAUUGGCCGUCAUCCUGCAACAGUGGAGUGAACUUGUACCAUGAAAACAAUAAGUACUUUGGACUCUCAGACUUCAUUGACUCCACCCACUCUGGGCACAAACUUCCAUUGUUGAGAUAUGACAGUUCUUUUGAAGCAAUGGUUACUGCAGUGGAGGAAAGGUUUCCCAAGAUGCAUAGUGCUGUGAUCUGGACAUAUAUUUUAAUUCAGCAUUACUCGGCAGCCAUGAUGGUAACUGCAGGGCACUCACAGAUGAAGAACUACUCUUCUGUGGAAACUCUAGAAAUAAUUCAGAGUCUUAUAAGUUCUGCAAGAAACUGUCCAAACAACCAUGGCUACAUGGUUUUGCUCAGGAUUCCCUCCAUUUCACUUGCAGCGCUGGCAUAUGAGAGAUUGUGUCAGGUGAGACACCGCCUGGGCCUGCAGUACAGAUUUGAAAUCAUCCUUGGAACUCCAAGCACUAAAAUCAAUAUUAGCCAGCACUUUCUGACACAACUGAAGGUUUGGCAAAAGAUAGAGGAUCCUGAUUGGGCACCUGAAACCUACUUGGAUCUGGAAGACCUACCAUGCAUUCUUAUCUUAUCUGGUGCCGAUCCUUAUGGAGAAUCCUUUCCACGAUUUGUUGCUCUUGUUUUAGUGACAACAGUUGCAGACUCAGGAAAGAACAGUAAUACUAAGAGACAACGUUCCUAUUCUAAUCAGUCAGCUUCAUCUAGAUCAUCAAAAACAUCAAGCUUACUUUGCGACGGUGAUCCUUUCUUGCCUUCUGGAGCAGAGGAUACUGCAAGACAUCCACUGCAUGUUGAACCUGUUAAUAUUGAGGACAGCAGUGUGACCAGAGAGAAAUCCAAGCUGAGAGCAGACAGCGUGCAACAAAAGCCUAACCAUGAGACUCAGUAUCCAGAAAAACAUAGAAUAAACUUAGAUCAAAUCGACAACAACAAAACCUCACAAAGAAGCUCAAAAACCUUUUCUUCAGGCUCUUCGUCUACUCAGACUCCAAUUCUGGGACAAAUGUCAUCCCAGUGCCCAAGGACGAAGGCAGCAAGUCAACCACCGACUGUGUUCCUCCCAAAACUGAUCUAUGAGAUUAUUACUAAAGUGGACAGUUCUGGAGUGGCUAAAUUAUCAUCCUUUCUUCCACACCAUUCAGUUCAUUGGAUAACCUCCUUUCAUCCUUCAUUGGCCAAAAUGAUGACUUCCACAGAGCAAUCCCUAUACUAUCGCCAGUGGACAGUGGCUAAACAAAACCAUAUGGAUUUCAACAAAGCACAGAAUAGAACUGAGGUAUUUCAUCCACGCAGACUUCUGCUAAAUGGUCCACCACAGGUGGGGAAGACAGGAGCCUAUCUUCAGUUCCUUGGUAUUUUAUCGAGAAUGUUGAUUCGAUUGAUGGAGGUAGAUGUUUACGAUGAAGAAGAAAUUAACCUCACAAUCCACUGUGAUCUGUUGUUGAACUACAAUGAGAAACUGGAAGGUGGCUAUUGGGUGACACAAACUGACUGCUUCGCUCAAGAAUCUGCUGUACAGCUCACGCAAGUGGGCUGCCUUUGUACAAUGAGAGAAGCCAAAGAAGAUGCUUCCCUGCAACUGAAAGAGAGCUUACUGUGGCCUCAUUUGGAGAGUUUCAGUAAAUUGUUAUUUGAUUACACUGUUCACGAUCCAAAGUAUGAAGAUGCAAGUCCAGUUUACUCAAGGGAUCUUGCAAAUAACAAAGGAUAUAAAGCUCAUAAGAAAGAAGGUGAUAUCUAUCUGCGACGCCAAACAACUCGAAUGAGGUUGUCCAAGUAUGCUGCCUAUAACACAUACCACCACUGUGAGCAGUGUCAUGAAUACAUGGGUUUCAAUCCCAGAUGCCAGCCGUACGAUUCCACACUCCAUGCCUUCACCUUUUCCUGCUCGAUGCUGGGAGAGGAAGUUCAGCUCCAUUUUAUUAUUCCCAAAUCAAAGGAACAAAAUUUUAUUUUCAGUCAACCUGGAGGCCAGUUGGAAAGUAUGAAGCUGCCACUUGUUACCGACAAGAAUUCAGACUGUAUAAAGAGUCCAAUCUUCACACCUACAACUGGGCGUCAUGAACAUGGUCUCUUCAAUCUGUACCAUGCUAUGGAUGGUGCCAACCACCUGCAUGUGCUGGUGAUCAAGGAGUAUGAGAUGGCAGUCUAUAAGAAAUAUUGGCCAAACCACAUCAUGCUUGUUCUGCCCAGCAUCUUCAACAACUCUGGAGUUGGUGCAGCUCAUUUUUUGAUCAAAGAACUGUCCUAUCAUAAUUUGGAACUGGAACGUAAUCGCCAAGAAGAGCUUGGAUCUAAACCCCAAGAUGUGUGGCCGUUUAUUGUCAUUGCUGAUGAUUCUUGUGUGAUGUGGAACAGUCUUAAUACUGACGUUUCUAAGAACGCUACCAGUGCACCUACUGAACCAAAUACCUUAGAGAGGAAUGUUUCUCUGAAACAUGUACUUCAGCAUAUUGAGGCAACUGCUCAAAUUCCACACUAUGCCCUUUGUGGGAUCCGGAAGUGGUCCAGUAAAAUAAACAAUCUGCACCUUGCAGAACCUUUCUCCCGCUGUCAUCUACAUGAUUUCUUGCUGCUAAACGUAGACUUGACUCAAAAUGUCCAGUACAAUCAGAACAGAUUUACCUGUGAUGAUGUAGAUUUUAACCUCCGAGUCCAUAGUGCUGGUCUUCUUAUCUGUCGUUUUAAUUGCUUCAGUGUUAUGAAGAAACAAAUUGCCAUUGGGGGGCACAGAACCUUCCAUAUCAAGUCAAAGGUUCCUGAUGUACCAAUGUCCAUUUCCCCGUCUCAGUAUAUCUGUGCUCCGGACAGUAAACAUACAUUUUUAGCUGCACCAGCCCAAUUACUCCUGGAAAAGUAUCUGCAGCACACAAGUAACCAUCUUUUUCCAUUGUCUGUAAGGAACUACAGUCAUCCAGUACUCUCAGUAGACUGUUAUCUCAACUUAGGUCAAGAGAUUACAGUUUGCUUUGUGAGUUCACGUCCUCAUUCUUUAAAUAUAAACACCUGUGGCCUUACUUUCAGCGGACUCCUCCUGUAUCUCUGUGACUCAUUUGUCACAUCUAGUAUUUUGAAAAAAUUUCACUUUCUGAAAGGUGCUACGCUCUGUGUGAUUUGUCAGGAUCGUAGCUCUCUUCGUCAAACUGUUGUAAGACUAGAGCUGGAAGAUGAGUGGCAGUUCAGAUUACGAGAUGAAUUCCAGACGGCUAACUCCCAAGAAGACAAGCCACUCUUUUUUCUGACUGGGCGACAUGUCUGAGACACGAAAAUUUCCCAGUAACACAGACUGCAAAACCGAGCACUCCAUAAGUAACACAGAAUUUACUUUGAGCCAUGAACAUAUUCACGUGUUUAAAACAGUGUUGUAAAAAAAAAUGAAUGGUACCAAAUUAAUUACAUGUAAAGACUGAUAUACAUCAAGAGCAAUUUCCUGUAAACGUUCCUCAAUUUUAUGCACUGCCUUAACAUAUACUUUAAAAUGGAAUUUUUGAAGUGUCUUUACUUGCCUGAACAAUAGACAGAAGUGUAAGCUUUAAUGUUUUGUGUAGUUUAGAGUCAAUGAUUUUGUAUUUGAUCCAAUUUGAAACAUCCUGGUUUGAAUCACCAUUCUGCUGUUUUGAAUGAUAUCAGAAAGUGUCCCCACCUCACUAGACAUUGUGGUAGUUGGUGGCAAAUCUGCACUUUAGAACCUUUGACUGUGAGAAGUAUGAUGAGGGACUGAACUCUUAAGUAGCCCCUUGCAGGUAAUGGAUUGAUUUAUAAUUAGGCAUUGUGAAACUGCUGACCUGAUGAAAACCAAUGGGGUUUUAAAUACUUCGAUGGCUGAAAUACCUUUCCUGUUCCCAAAAUCAAAGUCUUUCUUUUGGAGUAAGGAUGGAGGUUAAAUAAAUUUAUCGGAAGUUUACAUACAUUGACAUAUUUGGUUAAUCCACUGCAUCCUUUAGGAUUGAACAUUGAUUCAUUGAUAUUUUUGCAAUAAUUUUGCAUACUUUGAAAAUAUGGAGAGCCAGGGGACUCAGUCUAGAAGGAUGGACCAUAGAAUCAUGCUUUUACCAUCUCUACAAUUUGUCUGCUGGAUAUGGGAUGGAUAGGGGAUGAAGAGAGGGGCUUGUAUGGUGAGAAAUAUACAUCCACUUGUUCCUGCUUGUCUCUUAUUAAUUUUCCAAGAUCCUAGCCUAGUCCAAAAGAUUUUAGAUAAUCUGGCUCCAAAAUCUAAACUGAUGAAUAUUUUAUACCUUGAUUGAACUAACAUGAAAAACAUUCUAAACCUUGUUUUAAUUUCCUUUCACAUUGAAGACAGUAACAUUUCUAUACUGAAGUGUCGAUAUUGCUAACAUUUGGGAAACCUUAAAUAGAAAAGUUAAGAAUCACUCUAAAAGCUGACAGGAAGAUUUUGUAAUGUAAUAACAAGUUGGGAAAACUUUUCCAUUCUUUUUGGAAAAUAAACCAAAUAACUAAAAUAUAUUUUUCGGGGUAAAGGUUUAAAUUGCUGUUUAAAGGCAUGCGGCAUAAUUAUUCUCUGCAAUUCACCAAUUGAAGGACAACUGAUACACACAUGAAAUGUUUGAGCAUUUUAUGUAAGACUUAAAUAUCAGAAUUCAUCUCAAUAUUGGAAGGACUUGUGUCAUGUCAUGGAGUUGAAUGUCUUUUGAUCUCACCUCAUUUGGAAGUCAGUGAUAAUCGGAACAAUAAGCACUAUAAAACCAAUUGUGACUGAAUGAUAAGAUUGUCAUGUAUUGCUCAGAGUGUAAUCUAUUGCAUAAAAUAUGGGAACAAAUUCUAGCUCUCAACUGACAAGAGGUCAGUCAAGUCGUUAAAAUAGCUGUAGAGUACUCGUUCUGUGCCAAAACACUGCCAUUUUAACCUCAGUUUUUGGAGGUGGCUGAGGCAUCAACUGUAGUCAGUGGGGGCUUUGUGAAUCUGUCAAAAUUGAGGCAGUGUGAUAAUUUUUAACUAAAUUGUCAUGGCCGACACUGAGCCUGGCAGUAAGCAGAUCUGGGACUGGAAAGGGAAGGAGUCCUCCUUUGAGCUCCAUCUUUGGCCUCCCUUGCUUCAGGCUUUCCUCCCUCAGACUUUGGUGCCAUUCCGAACUCAUCCUCCCAAAUACUUUGGUGAGAGCUAGGGACCAUUUCUCAGAUCCUCACUUGCAUCCUCCUGUUGGUUCAAAUCCCGAUCUGGUCUGCCAGCCAGUGCUUCCAGCUGGCUUUGAGUCAAAGACAAACCUGGAAUUGUGAAAAAGGGCCUGGCAUUGAACAUUUCUCAGGCCUCACACAGUGAGGGAGCUGUGUGGUUUCCCAUCUGUCCCUUCCUCAUAUUCAGCAGCCGAGUUCCAACUCAACUCAAACUCUAACCUUAUGUUUUCUUCCAGCCUGUCGUUAUGUCUGUGGUUACUUUUCGUUACAGAUUGGUAGGCUCCACUUUGUAGCUUCUCAUCCUCGAGGUGGCAGUGAAGUGACAUUGUGCUUGAGUGUGGAAAUCUCCAGCGUAUUUCUCCAACGUCAAAAACCUUUUCCAUUCUGUGCCAUUUAAAUCCAUUUUAACCAUUUAUAUCUUUGAUUCCCAAAAAAAACUAUGAAAUAUGGUACCUGUCAAAUCUUUAUGAAAACUCAACUCCAACACUCAAAUUUUAUGCAACAAUGUUUUAAUUUUGGUUUGACAUCACUCCACUUAGAUGUCUCUAAACAUGGUACAUUUGAGGUACAAACAUUAAUGUUGACAUAGAAUUAUUAGCUAAUAUUAAAGGAGGCAUUGAUACAAUAUAUUGUUUUUCCUACGAGCCCUUGACCUUAAAUAACAUAAUGUGUCACACCUUACUUUGAUAUUUGAUAUAGAAUUUAUAUCCAAUUUUUUGCUUUUUUCCCUCUGUUCCUUUUGUGAGUUAUCAGCUCUUUGCUAGAAUUGGUUCUAAGUGUGAUAUACCUGUCUGGUAUUUAAUUUCAAGUACAGUACUUGUUUUUCUGACUUCAUGUCACCCUCAACCAGAUAAUAAGGCCAAUCAAAUAAUUCCACUUCAGAUGUUUUCAGCUGACAGCACAGAUUAGCAAUCUAAACUGGUCCUGUCCUAGUCUGAGUGCCUAAUUUCGCUUUUCAGGUUAGCAAACAGAUGGACCUGUUUCCAUCUAUAACUUUUGUUUGAAUUCAUUGAAUAGGUAAAUAUUUCAUGAACCUGUAUCCCAAGUAUAAAUAGGUGCCUGCAAAACAUUUUUCAUUUAAUAGCUUAAUUUAACAGUAUGGUAUGUGAGCACACAACAGCAUUCACACAGAAUUCACACUGUGAUUCCAAGUUGAGAUUAUGAUGCACACUUCCAAUGGUGAAUGGAGAUAAUUAAUUCAGUUUAAAUUUGAUCUAAGUGUGGGCAGAAUAAACAUUGAUAUUUUACAUAAUGUUACAAAAGUAGUUUUGUUUACAUUUUCAAAACUACAGUAAAUGACAAUUAAAAAUAGUUUUUUUUUCUUAAAAAGAUGAACAUUUUAACGAUUACAAAGUCAACUAACUUAAUUAUGAAGAAGACUAUUUGCAGCUCUUUGCUCACCCCCAUUAAGCUCAAUAUCUAUAAAAUUUAAAUCCUUUUCCCCCAGAAAAUAUUGAAUUCCUACCCAAACGUCUGUACUGUAACAGUCUAUGAGACAUUUUAAAGAUUGUUACAAAACAAAGAACUGUGGAUGCUAGAAAUCUAGAACAAAAAUAAAAAUUGCUGGAGAAACUCAGCAGGUCUGGCAGCAUUGGCGCAGAAAAAGCAAACUUAACGUUUUGAGUGUAGUGACACUUCUUCACAACCAUCAUUAACAAGACAAAAUAUUUUUUAGAUGCAUGAAGGAGCAGUUUGCAUUCAUGUGACUAACUUUAAAACAAACAGUAAGACCAGAAUAAAUAGCAGAAAGUGCUGGAAUUACUCAGAAGGCCAAGCAGCAGCUGUGGAGGAAGGAAAACAGAUAUAACAUUUCAAACCAAAGACCUUUCAUCCGAAUUGAAGCAGUUUCAUUGAUCAGAAACAUUAUUUUUCUUUUUUCUCUCCCCACAGAUACUGCCAGACCUGCAUUACCUCCAGCAUUUGCUGUUUUUAGUUUCUGAUUUCCUUGUGCAGAAUGGUAAUAAUGUGUUUGAUGGAGCGUAAUGCCUCCUAACACCCAGGUACUUGUAGCAUUAAAUUAGAAAAGCACUUCAAUAUACCGAAAGGAAAACAAUCACUGCUUUCAAAAUCAAGAGACAUUAAAUGAUAGUGAGGACAUAAUUUGACAGUAGAAACCCUGAAUUCAAAAGAUUACCUCAAUACAACUCUCAAGAAUAAAAUCUAAUAAUAUGUUUUUCUUACCGUGUAUUCUAAUCCUGAGUGGGUCACAACGUUCACUAUUGAAAUCAGUUGAAUGCUCCAAUAUCUAGCUUUGCCAAGAGGGAAACUCAUUCAAAAUAAGACAUUUAUCUGCAUUUCUAGUUAUGUCUGUAGAUGAUACUGUACUGUCAGGUGUGGGUGUUCUGUGUUUAAGACCUUGUCAUGCAGCAAAUUGCAAAGCUUCAACGUUGCUAUGUCCUGACCCUGAAAGCAGAUAUGCAGUUGCAGUGUAAAGGCUCCAGGUGGCAGUAUAGCAAUGUUGUAGACCUUAACAUGGAAUCCCAAUCCAGGCCCAGAGUUCCUUUUGCAUUUUUAAAUUAAAGUAAAAUUUUGUUGAGCAAAAGCACAAUACCUAAAUGGAAACCUUGAUUUGCUGAACUUCAAACAUAAUGCGUCGUGAUAAGGCAAGCAAACUGCGUCCACCAAUAGCUGCAAUUUCUCAAUUUCUAGCAAUCAUCACAGAUUGGCUGGAAUGUAGCCUUCAGCUUCCCAUCCUUCCCAACCUUUAAUUGGUUCGUAAACAGGAAAUUAUGGAGAUGUAUAUUCUGAGGGAGGGAGACUGCAACAACUGAUGUAUUGGAAUGGAAUAAGUAAUGGAAUAGAAAUUGCAGUCUGAGUGCAGUACUGGCAUACUUCACUUCUUAUGGUCACAUUGCUCUACUUCAUUCUCUCUUGCUCAUGAAACAAUGAAGGCACAAAUGUUCACUGGAACCUGACACACAUGCCCACAGACCAUUAUUACUGUGUGGAAUGAAAGAAAAUUUGGUUCCUAAUAAUUGAAAUGAAAACCUCCUAAGUGUGCCAACACUAGUCAUAACCUUAACAAAAACCGAAAGAACUGCAGAUGCUAUAAAUCAGGAUCAAACACAGAAGUUGCUGGAAAAGCUCAGCAGGUCUGGCAGCAUCUGUGAAGAAAAUA
Molecule: messenger RNA, 10972 nt
Organism: Rhincodon typus (whale shark)
Lineage: Eukaryota; Metazoa; Chordata; Chondrichthyes; Orectolobiformes; Rhincodontidae
Gene: greb1
Product: growth regulating estrogen receptor binding 1
Exons: 34
Coding region: 126-5981 (1951 amino acids)
Biological process (GO): multicellular organism development
Source: RefSeq, a predicted model, not a curated record